AUGCCUGCACUUGGGGCAGGCGUGUCCGUAAAACAGUGGGCGAGCUGGAGCCUCAGGCGUGAUGCGCCCAGUGUCGUCCGCUCCCUGCUGACUUUAACAGAGGAGAAUCUCGAGGCCGUUGCUGAAUUUUUUCAGCUCAGGAGGCUUCCAAUGGCGUCGUCUGCUGCCGUGCCACCGGGUCAUCGUGACGGCACGGGUGCGAGCGAGAGCCCCACGUGCUGGAUAUGCUACUCGAAUGACGAGGAGCAUGACCUCAUCAGCCCGUGCGAGUGCAAGGGGUCCAUCGGAUGGGUGCAUCAGGUCACACAACAACCACACACAGAAAAACCAGCACCGCAAAGGCACUCUUGGCAUGCCCAGGUUUGUGUUUGUUUCCCUGCUUUCCUGCUUCUGUCUGUCACACAGGAGUGUCUGCGGAAGUGGUUGGCGUCGCGUCCGUUGUCGCGUCGAGAGUUUCGGUGUUCCAACUGCGGGCAGCACUACCGCUACACCAUCACGCGCAAGGGCGGGCAGCCCAUCCCAUGGAAGCACGUGCUCUUCGAGGCCGACAGGGAGGUCGUCUGGGGCGUCAUUCAGAGGGUCGCAGGUCGGUCAGCGAUGGCGCACACAGACAGGAGAAUGGUCCUCCCUCUCCCUCUCCCUCUGCACCAUCUUUUGUGUUUGUGUUCAUUCAGGUUGCAUCAUCUUGGCGCUGGUUCACUUCCUCUACGUGGCGAUAAAGGUGCAUCUGUUCUCGUCCUUCUUCUGGGAGUACGUGUCGCGCGGCCCCGGGCCCCCCCUCACCCUGCGCAUGACCCCCGACGGCAUCUUCCACACCAUCCCCGACCUCUACUCGCUCAACCUCCCACACUUCUGGACAACAGCACCCGCAGAACAGACCACUGGCCACGAGCGGCAGUCAGACAAGACGGUGCGGCCCCACAACAACAGGGGCUCGCCGCUGGUGUCGUCGCUGCUGGACGAUGACGACCAGGCCGAGAGGGGGUAUUGGAAAGGCGGUGCUGGGGGAGGCGGGUGGAGGAAGGAUGUGGCCAAGAGUGGGGCCGGCGGGGCGGGGGAUGACCUGCCGCAUCCGUCGGGCGUGACUGAGAACUGGAGCAGGCUAUACGUCGCUUUCCAGAAUAUACACUGGUCAGUCUCAGUCAGUGCUGACUGCGAACAAAGUGCAGCACAGCCGUCUACUUGACAGAUGGAUCGAUCAUAUCUGGUGCCUCCCUCCCUCCUUGUCUGUGUGUGCAGGUUUUUCUGUGUGUUGAAUCUGUGGGGCUUCCUGCACUUCCACGAGAUUCUGCAGCCGUCCAUCCGCGACAUCAGCAGAAGGCUGGAAUCGCCACUCGGAGGUCACAUCACACAGACCCACACACCAGCCCGGCUGUGCACUCUCAUUCGCGCCGGCACUUCCUUUCUUUGCAGGUCCUGGCUCAUUGCUGGGCUCGAUGGUUCUUCGGAUCAUACAGAUCAACCCACCCGUCUUAAGCAAGGUGAGAGGUGAACCACACCACACGCCAGCCAAACGGACUUGCGACCAAGCACAGCACACGGAGGAGGCCGGGCCGUGAGGUGGUUGUGUGUGUGGGGGGGAUGUGAUGUGAUGUGUCAGUUGCGUUUGGUGUUGGUGAUAUGGAUGAACAGCACCGCCACGGCCCAGCUGCGCUCAUCCCUCAGCUACUUCGUCUACUCCAUCUUCACCUCAUACGUCGACAUGGCCGCACAGGUACGUUCAUACGCCCGCCAUGCCAAGACACUCAGACACGCGAAACACACACACACACACCCCUAUCCCUGCUCAUGUCCUCCUUCAUUCAGGCCGUGUUGGACAUGGCCAGUCUGUCUUUUUGGUUGGCCGUGACGUACAAGGAGGCCAUCCGGCUGAGGUACGACGUCCAUCGCGUCUCCGCCAUGCUCCUCGGCGACAUUCAUAUCCUCUCGCGCACACCGCUUCCACCGCGCAGACCCCAGCUCACCGACAGCAACAUGCUCCCACACCCACACCCACACCCACAAGCACCCCCACCCACCCAUCAGGGAGCCGCUGCUGAUGGGGUGCGGGAGAGGCGUCGAGCGGAUAAUGGGCCCAGUGAGGGUGUUGCGAGUGUGUCAGAGGAGCGGCAUGACGGCGUGCAUCGGCCUGAUGCGUCCCCUUCCCCUCCUGCUGCCGUCGCGGCAGCUGCUGCUGCCCCUGCAGCACCGGCCCCUGUGCAAGCGGCGCCUGUGGCCAACAUCAACAGGGGCUGGCGGGCCUUCCGUGCUCGGCUGCUGCCGUUGGGGAGGGGGCGGGGGAGGGGAGCGGCGCCGGCAAAUGGCAAUGCCGGUGGUGGUGGCGGAGACAGGGCGCAGCAAGGAUGAUAGGGGCGGCGCAUGUUGUAUGGAUGUGGUUCGACUUUCCACUGCCUGCCUGGCUUCUGGGUGGCUGGGCUGCUCGUGUGUGUAAGCAGUGUCUUGUAUUGUGACUGACCGACGUGAAUCGAUGUGAGUGAGUGAGAUUGAAGAAAGAUGGCCACCGAGUAAAAGUAAGGUCAACUGGGUGGGCGGAUGGAUGGAUGGAUAACUGGCCGUGUAAAGUGUUGGCUGUGCAGCUGGACAGUGAUUGCAUGGUCUGUAUAGGAAGAACAGUGACUGCUUGAUCGAUCAACCUGACUGACUCUGACACACUUACCUAUGUCUUUGUCGCGCGCUGCCCACAUACAGACAGAGCAGACUGACUGAUUUCAAUAUCAUUGCGGAAUGACUGAAAAGAUGUAUAGCGUAAUGAUGAAUGUGUGUAUGCAUGCAAUGGUGCGGGAAUGACUGAAAAGAUGUAUAGCGUAAUGAUGAAUGUGUGU
Messenger RNA from Vitrella brassicaformis, 2822 nucleotides. NCBI's taxonomy places the organism in Eukaryota, Vitrellaceae. The record is from the annotation of a GenBank genome assembly.